CACACAUGCCAGUGUCCGCCAGAGAAAUCGAGCUACCUAGGUAGUAGUGGAUACCUGAGAAACUUUUGCUCUGCAGCGUGGUUUUGCGCACAGAUAGUUAAACCUAACAGCUCAACGAUAAGCGUGGACACAUCGCAAGGCCUUGAGAUCACUGUUAUAAGAGAAAAAGAGGGGCAGUCCGUGUAGGAUGUCUCCGUCUACGACAAUCAUUUAUCAAACCCUGUUCUGUUACUUCUGUAUCAAGGGGUGGGUGGUGCGUGAGGGCGGUCAGGAAAACAAAAGUUGCUUCUUCGUUUCGUCGUACCUGGGUUUGUCCAUCCUGAGCAAGUUCCGACUUUCUCCAUCCGCAUUGAAAUCCAUCUCUCCAUAUGAGGACAAGAAAGUUGUUGGCAAACUAGCAUUCUUCUUGUGGGUCAGGUGUCCGGGGCCGCAAGAAGAAAAACGAUGUAUAUGCGUGGGAAAAAAAAGCUGGGAUCUAAACUUUUGUUGCCCUGGUCAAGCAAGUUACGUGAGGACGAAGCUGAAACUAAUGUGCGAUGGAAAGCAAAACAUUCAAGCCAAGGAAAUCCGUAGCGCGCGCUGUAACCGCUUCGUAAUCGAAGAAUGCAUGAUGCCGGUGAUAGGAGACCACCCCACCACCGCAAAGAAAGGAUGGGGCCGGGGCAAAUUACCCACCCUGCCACUGUCAAAUUUUGGAUAUUGAGGGGGGCUGGAGUCCUUUUUUUAACUAUGGAUUUAGCUAAAGGUUGCUGGGAAGAAUAGCCAGCUGCAAGCUGCAGCCGAUAUUUAGGGGGGUUCUAGCCCCCAACUAGGGAACCACGCUAGGCUAGGCAUUCUUCUUUACAAACUGUGCCCAGAGGGCCAGAGUUAGGCGUCGUUAGGCGUGCGUGGGCGUCGCUCGGCGAAGUCGGUGCUCGCCUUCAAGGAUAAGUUAGGAAUAAAAUACUGCGUACGUUUUUGUUCCUGCUUCUGCGGGGGCAAUAAUUCGUCCCAUGUCCAAGGAGAGCGGUACCACGGUACCAGCACCCAGCCGUUGGUGAUCGAUUUGCUCAUUCUUCGCUUCGAGACCUAGAACAUAUUCCAAUGUUCUCAAUCUUACCAACGGAAGGCUUCAUAGUUAGCCCUGAGUGGUAGGGGUGGUUGGGUGUUAAAUGAGAGAUCCCGGUGAUGUAACUAUGUACAGCACUUUUAUGCACAUUUUCUUAUCACAAGUCAGCCGUUUUGUCUGAAUAUUAUUCUAUUUUUUCCACCUAUUUAUUAUUCAAAAACAACUUUGCAGGAGGGGCUCUCAGCUCCCAAGAGCAGUCCAGUCCAGUCCAGUCCGCUGUGAGAAAUCCGCCCAAGCACCUGGCACGGGCGAAGUACGCUGUAUGAUCCUCACCUUUAGCUUCAUUUUCGACUGAUAUCCAAGGCAUAAAGGGGCUGCCUUCUGAGCUCAUGUUUAUCAUGGCUCACCGCUCAGCAUUUUGGCUCUUUGGGGAAUCAGGUUCAUGAUUUCGAAGAUUAUUUAUUUUGUAGUUACACCUGACACAAAGAAGCCAAUGAAAGGAACAGCUGUGAUGUUCUCUCCUUGAAUAGCAAUAGAAUUAUGAAGAAAGCCUGCACUUACAUGCGAUUUGACAUGAUACGCAACCAGUGUGAUUCUGAGGAUUGAAAGAUGGAGGAGAGUGUGUCUGUUAUUAUGAUUCAUCAGCAGAAUCUUCAAAAAUCUAGCCUGUGGUUUAUGCACAAUAAUACAUACAUAUCACUUGCAUACACCUCGCCGCGAUAGGUUUAGUGUUGGCCGCAAUUCUCAGAAGUUGCGUCGAUUGGGAGACGGAUAUGUUGUUUCAAGUAGCCCUUGGCUUCCCGUGUGGACCCAUUUAGCAAAAAUAAUCAAAAUGAUAAGGGAAUGGAAUGGUUGAAGUAGAGGCAUCAGUUUGUUCGUGGAAUCAUGGUUAUCAUCCGUAAAGCGUAUUCGUAUCGAACAAUCCAUCCAUCCCUCCUCCACACAUUAGUGACGACGAUUCAAGUAUCAUUUAAUAUUCAUCACCAUGGCCCCAGUGAUCCCAACCAAAUGCUAAAAGACAACUUCUCCACUAUGCUAUGCACCAUUACAUUACUCCGUAGUUAGCGGAGCUUGAUAGGCAUAUCAUAUCAAGACGCCACAAUGCGGGUGGGUUGUUUUCU
Blastomyces gilchristii SLH14081 is the source of this 2169-nucleotide messenger RNA. RefSeq lists its product as uncharacterized. The record is from RefSeq and is a predicted model, not a curated record. The transcript is spliced from 3 exons. NCBI's taxonomy places the organism in Eukaryota, Fungi, Ascomycota, Eurotiomycetes, Onygenales, Ajellomycetaceae. The coding region runs from base 188 to 703 and encodes 171 amino acids.